GCGGGAGGUGAGCUUCCGCUUCCGUUUUGCGGAGAGUCCUCCCGGCGCCGCCACCGCCACUGCUGCCGCUUCUACCCUGUCCGCCGGGAGAGGCCCGGAGCCCCCGCAAGGGCCAUAGAGAGGGGCUGGGGUAGAGCGGUUCCCCUCCCCCUUGAUCUCUGGGCAUUGCCAGGGAGACGAGAGAGUCCGGGGCGGAGUCCUCCCUCAGGCUGGGCCAGGCCGAGGUUUCUCCAAAGGGAAGGAGCCGUCGCCUUUCCCCGCUCCCUCCGUCCCCGCUGCCGGCCUGACCCGGAAUCCAGCGUGACGCCUGACCCCAGGUAGCCUUUGCCCAAGGAAGCUGCUCUGAACUCUGGCCCUCCGGCCCCGGAGUGAUCUCUGACCUUCCUGCCUGCGUGACCUUUGAACCCGGCCCCCUACCCGAUCCAAGUGCCCCCCGCCUCACGAUCGCUCUUUGCCUCGUUCCCCGGGAAAGCCCCACUCCUGAAUCCCCCCCUCGGUGGCUUGGCAAGCUCCCUCCACUGGCGGCCCUUGCAAACCCCCAACUUGUCAAGAUCCCCCCGUUUUCCAAAGGAAACCCCUGGCGAUGCCCCCUGGCUGGGGGAAGUGGGGAGGCGGAAGCACCUUCUCUGGACCCUGAGGCUCUUGGGGGUGAUAUUGCUGCUGUCUCCUUCGCCCGCCUAGAGCCUCCACUCACCUGGGGCUCAUAAAAGUGUGACCAAGAGAAAGUUGCCUGGAAGAUCUGCGGAAGAAGGGACACCGGGAUCGUUGUGCCCAGGCGUGUCUUGGAAUGGCUGCCAUGCCUGGAUGGCCUCGGAGGGUGCCCGCGGCACACUAGGGACCCUCAGCCAAGCUGCACCAGGGCGGCUGCGGUGGCCUCGCCCCUCGGGAAGCCAGCCGGGACCCGGGAGGCCACCUCUCCUGGCGUGAGCCGGUCCCGUCUGAAAGCCGUCAACGGAAAGCUUGGGGAAAGGGGAGGCCGCCCUCCCCACUUCCCACUCUGACAGCCGCCGCCAUGUCGACCUCCUCGCUGCGCCGCCAGAUGAAGAAUAUAGUGCACAACUACUCUGAGGCGGAGAUCAAGGUGCGGGAGGCCACGUCCAACGACCCUUGGGGCCCCUCCAGCUCCCUCAUGUCUGAAAUUGCAGACCUCACUUACAACGUGGUGGCCUUCUCCGAAAUCAUGAGCAUGAUCUGGAAGCGUCUCAACGACCACGGCAAAAACUGGCGUCAUGUCUAUAAGGCCAUGACGCUGAUGGAAUACCUGAUCAAGACAGGCUCGGAGCGGGUGGCACAGCAGUGCAAGGAGAACAUCUACGCCAUCCAGACGCUAAAAGACUUCCAGUACGUUGACCGCGAUGGCAAAGACCAGGGAGUCAACGUGCGGGAGAAGGCCAAGCAGCUAGUGGCCCUCCUCAAAGACGACGAGCGUCUCAAGGAGGAGCGGGCCCACGCCCUCAAAACCAAGGAGAAGCUGGCCCAGACUGCGACCGCUUCUUCAGCUUCCUCAUCUUUGGCAAAUGCCCCAGUGGAAGCGGAGCAGGCUUGGCCCCAGAGCAGCGGGGAAGAGGAGCUGCAGUUACAGCUGGCGCUGGCCAUGAGCAAAGAGGAAGCGGAGCAGGUAAGCGCCAAGCCCCCCUCAGCGCCCUGCAGUUUGGGGAACAAACAUGGUAAUCAUGCUGGAGGGAGGGAAGAGCCAAUCUGUGGUGCUCGUGAGAGGACAGGAAGUGGAUCAUCUCAGUUUGGGGAGUCGCAUGUCCUUCAGCAUGAAGGACUGAAGCUCAGUGGCAGAGCACCUGCUUUGCAUGCAGAAGGUUCCAGGUUCAAUCCCUGGCAUCUCCAGCCCCCUGCAGUGGCCGACGAAGACCUACAGCUCCAGCUAGCCCUUAGCUUGAGCAAAGAGGAACACGACAAGGAAGAGCGGAUCCGGCGUGGGGAUGACCUACGACUCCAGAUGGCCAUAGAGGAGAGCAAAAAGGAGACGGUGCCUGCCAAGGAGGAGGUGAGGGUGGAGCAGUCAUCCCUCAUGGAUCUUGCUGAGGUCUUCACCGCCCCUCCCACUGCGGACCCCUGGGGCGGCCCUCCUGCUUCCGCUGACCCCUGGGGUGGCUCUGCCCCAGUUGUACCCGCAGCUCCCACUGACCCAUGGGGACCAUCCGCUACUGGAGCAGCCCCUACAGGAGACCCGUGGGGGGCCUCUGCGGUGCCUCCUGCAGCCCCCCCAGACCCAUGGGGAGGUGCCCCGGCUGCAAGCAGUGACCCAUGGAAACCUGAAGGCGGAGGUUCAUCUGGGACCACGGCAGCGCCACCCACAGAUCCAUGGUCAUCAGGACCAGCUCCCACAUCUCAAGGGAAACCAGCGCCCGAUCCUUGGGCUCCAGCAUCCACGUUUUCUGAUCCCUGGGGUGGCUCCCCUUCCAAGCCCAGCACGAACGGCACAGCAGCUGGCGGAGGCUUUGAGCAGUUUGGCAGCCCCGGGGAUGGGGACGAGUUCUCUGAUUUCGACAGCCUGCGCCCGGCACUGCCCAAAUCCGGGAGCAGCACAGGUGAGCUGUCCCUCUUAGCUGGGGAGGUGCCCAUUUGCCGACCCGGCAGUGGCACUGACAGCCCCAACACUUUUGACAUGGCCUCCAUGGGCGGGUCGCUGCCCGAGAUCUCCAAGCCAACGCGUAAGACCCCAGAGUCAUUUCUGGGCCCCAACGCUGCCCUCGUCGACCUGGACUCCCUGGUCAGCAAGCCUUCUACUGCCUCUAGCAUUGCAAAGGCCUCCAACCCCUUCUUAGCCCCUGGUUCAGCCCCAGCCCCAGCCGCGUCUGCCUCAACUACAAACCCCUUCCAGGCGACGGCAGCUGCCCCGCUUUCGCUCAACCAGCUCCGCGUCAGUCCGGUCCUCCCUCUGUCUCAGCCGGCGCCCCCUGCCUUUCCCGCCGUAGCUCCUAUGGUCUCUGUCUCCCCCAUGGCCCCCGGGAUGCCCUUGGCCUCCGUUUCCCCCAUGGUGGGGGUGCAGCCUUUGGGCGCUGUCCCGCCUAUGGGGCUCCCUGCCAUGGGCCUGCCCCCUCAGAGCCUGCCGCCCACUGGCGUCGUCCCCAGCAGCACCUCAGCCGCCUCCAUGGGCAGCACCAAUCCCUUCUUGCUAUAAUCAGGGGGACCUUUUAGCCCCGUGGGGAUGACACCCCCUUGUCACACCCCUCCACAUUCCCAGUUUGCAAGGGGGGGGCCUUAGUUUCCACCCACAAAACGGGGCAGCCGGGAAGGCGGGGGGAGAGAGAAGGAAGGGAAGAGACCUAAGUCCUUAUUGCAAGCUCCUCCACCCCCAUGUUGGGGGUAGGGUGGACUUAAUUUUUUCUCUCUUUGGUUUUGGUUUGGGGGCUUAAUUGAAGAGCUCCUCCUUCCCCCCUCCCCCCGCUGCUCUUCAGGGCAGCUGGGAGACCCCAUUUCUGUUGUCCUGUUGGCAGCAGGGGCAGCUCCCUUCUCUAACUCAUUUGAGGGGAGGGAACUACGAACCAACAACAGAUCUAGAGUUGUGGGGGGUGUUGAGGGGUGGGGUGGGGUCUUCUCCCAAGGCAGGUGGUUGUUGUUGCUGUUCUUUGUGCCCUCUCCCGUAUUGGCCACAGAAACCCUUCCCAUGUUGAAAGGUGAGGAGGGAUUAUCAUAUUUUGGUCAACCCCUCCCACACCUUCCUUCAUAAGUCUCUCUCUUUUUCUCUCUCUUCCCUUUUGCAGAAGGGAUGGAGGAAGAGAAGUGGCCAUGUGCCUCUGCCUACCUCCUAGGCCCUUCCAAACAAAGUUUCCUUGUGGGUAGUGGGAGGGGGGAGAGACAGGUGGACACUGUCCUUUUAAAUUAUGAUUUUAUUUUGGUAGGCACUCCCCCACUUCCCUUCCAAAUGUUUGGUUGCAUCUCCAUCCCCUCCUGCCCCACCCCUGUGCUGGGACCAGCCCUUCUCUGCCUCUUCCUUUUUUUCCACUAAGGGGGUGACGUCAGUGAAUCCCCUUCACUACACCUGGGAGCGGUUGAGACACUGGGAAUAUUUGUCUCUUUCGUCUCCGGGGCCAGGUGGGAUACCACUAAUCUGCGGUCAGAGACCAAAAGCUGGAUCUGGAAAGGGGGGCUGGACCAUCAUUCCUCACAGGGCGACGAAGCCACCGCUACACUUUGCCGCCUGCCCUCUGCAGGCUCCCGGGCCGAAGGGAGCCACCAUUUUUGUUUCGUUUUGCAAGGAUUGUGGAGCCCUAUCGGCGCAUCACACCUCGGGGGGGGGGGGGACUUGAAACAGCCAACACAGCCUGCUGUGAAGAGGGAACCUGGAAGCCAUCGGAGGAUCGAUACUCUUGAGAAUCUUUAAAAAAAGAAAACGUUUUCCAACAGCAACAUGUCCGGCGGGCAGGGAACUAUUGCAGAAUUUGAGUCUCUCUCUUGGCCUGCUUUGUGGAAGCCCAGAAACAGCCAAAGGCCCCCUGCCAGAUGUGGAACGGCAGGGGAUCUGUAAAGCCCAGCCGCCCUUCUCCGUUUCUGGACUGCAGCAGGCCAGGGAGAGGACUCCGAUGAUGAGUGUGGACAAAGCAGCAACAUCCCUGCGGAGGAGGAAAUUCUCCCUCUCUUUCUCUUAUGCCAACAGUGCGCAUUGCUUGAAAAGGGAGUGGGGGGGGGAGAGAGGACACGCAGCCACACCCACAACCCGUGGACCCCACUUUGCAGCACUCUUUGCACAGGGGGUGAUCAAAUGCAGUCUGAGCCGUCCACUCUGCACACGUGACCUACUUUUCUCCCCCUCCUGCUGCAACCUCCUUUGUGUGCACGUGUGGGUUUUUUUUGGGGGGGGGUGUUGCUCCCACUGCUGACCCACUCGAGACCCCAGAGAGGACGUGCCAUCUUUGACUUGUAUAACAGCGGAGUCCUCCGUCCGUUCCGACAGCACAGC
This is a messenger RNA of Lacerta agilis (Sand lizard), 4915 nucleotides long. RefSeq names its product epsin 1 (gene EPN1). The transcript is spliced from 13 exons. The record is from RefSeq and is a predicted model, not a curated record. The coding region runs from base 1013 to 3136 and encodes 707 amino acids. Gene Ontology annotation, molecular function: clathrin binding; phospholipid binding. Gene Ontology annotation, cellular component: endosome; plasma membrane; clathrin vesicle coat. Lineage: Eukaryota; Metazoa; Chordata; Lepidosauria; Squamata; Lacertidae. Gene Ontology annotation, biological process: endocytosis.